GAAUGAAAGGCAAGAAGAAGAGACCAUGCUAGCGAUACGCAGAGAACGUGAGAGAAUGCUGAAUGCGAAGAAUGCGAGGGGCUCAGAACACGCAGCGAGAUAUAAAACUAGAGAACCAAAUUAGGGUUUCUUUCUCCGAAUCUCUCUUCAACUUCACCAGGUAUCCCUCUCAAAGUUUCUUUGAUGCUGGACACUGUUGAAUGAGUAGAAAAACUAAGCGGAGAAAAGUAAAUUAGGUUGGCAAUGAUAGAUUUGUAUUUUUCGUUCCUGAGGAUCCUUACCAACCAAGAUGGUCAAGGACGUUUUAUUUUUGGAUGGUUGGUAACUGGAUCGUUCGGACUUCUUGCUCUUAUAUAUGCAUUCCUUAAGUGGCAGAAAAAAUCCUCACAGAACUGGGUUAAAGCUGCAGCAAAGGCAAAGAAAAAAGUUUGGAAGAGAUUAAAGGUUCCUCUAUCGCAUCAUACAUGGAUAGAAGACCUUUCUUAUGGGGAGCAGCCGUCCACAUGCUGUGUGUGUUUAGCUUCCCUGGCGUCCUCACAAACUCUAGGUGUAAAAGUAGCACCGCACGUUCCUCUUCAUAGGUGCUCUGUUUGUGGUGUAGCAGCACAUUUCUAUUGUUCCCAGUUUGCAGCAAAGGGUUGCAAGUGUGUGGCUCAAGCUGGCUCAUCAAAUCUGUUGCAUCAUUGGUCAGAACGAUGGAUUAAUUUUGAGGAGAACUCUGAGAUGUCUGCUUUCUGCUACUACUGUGAUGAACCAUGUUGUGUUCCUCUUCUGGAUGCAUCUCCUACCUGGCAUUGCUUAUGGUGUCAACGCUUUAUACAUGUUAAAUGUCAUCCCAAAAUGGCAAAGGAAUCAGGUAAUAUUUGUGAUUUGGGUCCCUUUAGAAGGCUUAUCCUUUCUCCACUCUCUGUGAAAGAAAAUGAUGAGGCAACCACUACCAGUGGAACGCUGAAUUCUCUCACUGAAGAAAUUAUAGCUUCACCCUAUCAUGGACAAAUUAGGAGAAGGCGCCAACGAAACAAAAGUGGAAACACUCGUUCUGGUUUUUAUGACUCCCCUAGCUUUAAAAUCAAGGAUGUCCCUGGUGAAAAUAUAGCUCCUGCAUAUGUCCUUAAUGAGCUUCUUGAUCUUGAUAAGUCAUCCAAUGGAAAGAACAGUGACCACUUAUUGAAGAAGAAUGAUAGAGAACCUAGUAUUAAGGGUUCUCAAAAUGGAUUGCUGGAUAAAAAUGGGGUUAAUAGUGCCUUUGGUCGUGUUAAGAGUUAUAAACUGGUGGAUUUGCCACAGGAUGCAAGACCUCUUCUUGUUUACAUCAAUACAAAGAGUGGAGCUCAGUAUGGGUCUUCUCUACGGAGGAGAUUGAACAUGCUAUUAAAUCCUGUCCAGAUUUUUGAACUCAGUCCUUCCCAGGGGCCUGAGGCUGGGUUGAAGUUGUUUGAUGCCGUUCAGUAUUUUAGGGUUCUGGUCUGUGGUGGAGAUGGUACUGUAGCAUGGGUUCUUGAUGCCAUUGAGAGGCACAACUUUGAAUCUCCUCCACCUGUUGCCAUACUUCCUCUGGGCACAGGAAAUGACCUGUCUAGGGUUUUGAGAUGGGGAGGAGGUUUGUCUUCUGUUGCAAGACUAGGUGGGGUAGCUACAGUUCUUGAUGACAUUAAUCAUGCAGCAGUGACAAUGUUAGAUCGCUGGAAGAUUAAUAUCAAAGGAGGAAACCAAGAAAAGAGUCCUAAAAAAGCACAAUCAAAGUUCAUGAUGAACUAUUUGGGUAUUGGGUGUGAUGCAAAGCUUGCAUAUGAAUUUCACUUAAAUCGUGAAGAGAAUCCUGAUAAAUUCUAUAGCCAGUUUGUGAAUAAAUUACGUUAUGCUAAAGAAGGUGCCAAGGAUAUAAUGGAUAGAACAUGUGCAGAUCUACCAUGGGAAGUUUGUCUUGAAGUAGAUGGAAAAGAUGUUGAUAUCCCUAAGGAUGCUGAGGGAGUAAUUGUGCUCAACAUUGGCAGUUACAUGGCUGGAGUAGAUCUUUGGCAAAAUGACUAUGAACAUGAUGAUGACUUCAAUCUUCAGUGCAUGCAUGAUAAGAUGCUGGAGGUUGUUUCUGUCUGUGGAGCAUGGCACCUGGGAAAACUUCGGGUUGGGCUUUCACAGGCUAGAAGGCUAGCCCAAGGAGAGGUUAUAAGAAUAAACACUUCCUGCCCCUUCCCUGUUCAGAUAGAUGGGGAACCAUUUAUCCAACAACCUGGUUGUAUAGAAAUUACACAUCAUGGACAGAUGUUCAUGUUAAGGAGGGCAACUGAGGAGGAACCCACAGGGCAUGCUGCUGCAAUAAUGACAGAAGUUUUGGCAGAUGCUGAAUGCAGUGGUGUAAUUAAUGCAACUCAGAAGAAAUUACUUCUACAGCAGAUGGCCAUUCAGCUAUCUUGACCACGGCCUCUUCAUUCUACUAAUCUGUCAUAGCUACAUUUGGUUGCCUAAUCUUCUUCUUGAUCCAGUGUUCUGGGACAUUAGGUUUGUCUUUUUUUCCUACAUGGAAGCAAUUCUUGUAAAUGCGUGCUUGUGUGUGGGAGAGAGUCCCAGAAGCUUCAAGAAUAUAGGAGAAAUUCACACUGUUGUAAAAAUAUAACCAAUCCAAAGAAAAAGGGAAUGCUUAGAAUCAGCACUUGUUUUCCCUCUUUUUUCUGCUUGAA
This is a messenger RNA of Nelumbo nucifera (sacred lotus), 2678 nucleotides long. RefSeq names its product diacylglycerol kinase 2-like. Lineage: Eukaryota; Viridiplantae; Streptophyta; Magnoliopsida; Proteales; Nelumbonaceae. Gene Ontology annotation, biological process: phospholipase C-activating G protein-coupled receptor signaling pathway. The record is from RefSeq and is a predicted model, not a curated record. Gene Ontology annotation, cellular component: membrane. Gene Ontology annotation, molecular function: ATP-dependent diacylglycerol kinase activity.